Molecule: messenger RNA, 465 nt
Organism: Helianthus annuus (common sunflower)
Lineage: Eukaryota; Viridiplantae; Streptophyta; Magnoliopsida; Asterales; Asteraceae
Product: heterogeneous nuclear ribonucleoprotein L-like
Exons: 2
Coding region: 1-465 (154 amino acids)
Source: RefSeq, a predicted model, not a curated record
AUGGGUUUGGCUCGCGAGCUCGAGGGAGGGCAGCUGGUUUGGGCUUAUGGUGUGGGUGAGGGACCCCGUGGAGAGGGUGGUGAUGAGGAGGGAGACGAUGGAGAGGGAGACGAGGGGGAGGGAGAUGGAGAUGGAGGCGACGGAGAGGGAGGCGACGGAGAGGGGGUCGGUCAUGCUGGCGAUCGAUCACAGGUAGCUGCGGAGGAGUUACGGGGUGAUCGCCCGUACGUUCGACGCAGCGUGAGACAGCGUGUGAUGCCUCCACCAGGGGUGGAGGAGAGACUCGUUCAGGUCGAGUCGGAUGUAGCUGCAGUCAGAGGGGAUUUAGCUGCAGUCAGGAGGGAUUUAGCUGCAGUGAGAGGGGAUGUACGCUGGAUGGUCGAGGCGAUUGUGGCUAUGCAUUCUGCCGCGCCCCUACCUCCACGAGCUGGCGCAGCACCACCACCACCACCACCUUUAUCAUAA